Molecule: messenger RNA, 2543 nt
Organism: Ictalurus punctatus (channel catfish)
Lineage: Eukaryota; Metazoa; Chordata; Actinopteri; Siluriformes; Ictaluridae
Gene: tlcd5a
Product: TLC domain containing 5a
Exons: 4
Coding region: 1090-1821 (243 amino acids)
Cellular component (GO): membrane
Source: RefSeq, a predicted model, not a curated record
GCACAGAGUAGAGGUGUAAGUGAUGAGUAAUUUUUUAAAAUGAUUAUUUUAUGAGUUGGUUAGGUGUUCACCUCAAAUGAGGUGGGUCUUUAGCUGUUUUUUGAAGAUGGUGAGAGAUUCUGAUUGAGGUUGGCAGUUCAUUCCACCACCGAGGAACAGUUAGUUUGAAUGUUCUUGAAGUGGACCUUGAGCCACGCUAAGUAAGCACUACUAAGCGUCGGUCGUUGAUUGAUCGCAGAUUACGUGAGGGAACGUAAGCCUUCAGGAGAGAGUUGAGGUAGGGGGGUGCUGUUCCUGACAAGGUCUUGUAGGUGAGCAUCAAGGCCUUGAAUUUGAUGUGGGCUACUACAGGAAGCCAGUGGACGGAGAUGAAGAGGGGUGUGACAUGGGUUCUCUUGGGCUGGUUGAAGAUGAGGUGUGCUGCUGCAUUCUUAUCUAUAUGUGAUUCUUUCAACUUAUUUCUAUAAAUGUUAGCCAACCCCCAUCUACGUGUUUUAUUAUUAUUAUUAUUGUAGUUCUUGAUGUCUUUGUUGUACUUUAUUGAAACUCAGUUAACUAAAAAGCAACAAAGAAAAGAAUGUGCAGUAGGAAGGUGCAGUAGAGUUUCUCAGCCACCAGGGGCCGCUGUUGUUUUCAUUCGUGUGGGCGGGGCUUCAGGUCUCUUCAGGCUUCUCUGCUAUGCACGAAUGCGGCUUUUGUUUGGCGGUGACUCGCGCGCCGUCUCCAUGGAGAUGAGGGAGCGGAAGGCGGUGAUAGAUGAUGAGGCCCGGACACAGGCGGACACGGCCAUUACUGCGAAACCACCGAGCUACAAUGUAAUUCAGACUGGGGCAUGUAGCUGUUGGUAUGUGAGACUCACUGCUGUCCUGCCAUAGUUACUUUUGGUCUAAAUGUCUUUGACACAUGCUGAAAUGAGCCAGAUCUUAAGCGUUUCUCAAUCCCUGAUGUGCAACACUACUGUGUUCCUACACACAUGCACACAUGGGAGUGGUCUAAGUGGUCUGAGUAGGACUCUCCGGUAUUUGUGAGAUUGUAUAAAGCUUUGGCAGUUUAGAAGUCUAAAAAAAGUCUCUCGCCCACAGCUCAAAGAUGUCGCUGCUGGUUCUUGGAGUAGGUGUUUGCUUGGCUGGGUGGAUCGCUCUUUAUGUGCUGCUGUGUUACACAAACGGCUCUUGUGGCUAUGAAUGGAACUGUCGGCUGGUCACACUGUUUCAUGGCAUCCUCGCAGUGUGUAUAACUGCAUACAUAGGCUACAUAGAUGGACCAUGGCCUUUCACCUAUCCAGGCACAAAGAACACCCCUGUCCAAAUCACAGCAAUGGUGCUCAGUCUAGGCUACUUCAUCUUCGACAUGGCCUGGUGCGUGUACUUCCAGACUGAGGGUCUGGUAAUGCUUGCCCACCAUACCAUGAGCAUUCUGGGUAUUCUGCUGACCCUGUGGCUGGGUGAGUCGGGUAUCGAGUCCUGCGCCGUGAUCUUCGGCAGCGAGAUUACCAACCCGCUGUUGCAGACCCGCUGGUUCCUGAAGCACUCUGGCCGCUACAACACUUUCCUGGGCGACUUGGUGGACAUCCUGUUCGUGUUCUUGUUUGUCAUUAUGCGAGUAUUCGUGGGCGGCGCCAUGCUGUACUGUGAGCUGAUCUCACCCAGGCCAAAGUUCAUUAUCAAGUGUGGUGGCGUGGCCAUGUAUGUAUUGUCGUGGGUGUUUGUAGCUGACAUUUUCCGUUUUGCAUACCGUAAAAGCAGCGUGAAAUUCCAGCACUGGAAGAGUCCAGCUCAAGUACAUGCUGAUAUCAACGGCCAAGAAAUUAAGAGGGACUAAUGGAGUUUCGGUUAUUUCCGAUCUGGACAUAAUUUCUAUCAGAAUUUACAGAAUAUUAUCUAACUUUGUUAACUAUGUUUUUAUGAACAUGACUGUAGCGGAAUAUGACCACCACCGGCUUUUAGAACUGAUUUACACUUGAAAUAGUAGUUAUUUUUGAUUAAUUGUUUAAGGAAAUAAUUGCUUUUACAUUUUUUUUACUUCAGAUUUUUAACUUUUCUAACAGAAACCUAACUUUGCCCAGUCUAUUUUAGUAGAAAUUUCAAAUGCCCUUUGAGCCUGAUCCUGUUGAGCGUCUCCUAAAUCGCAUCUCUUGCUGGGAACACUGAAGCAAAUCUGACGAGGAAAGGUGGAUAAUGGUUUUAAGGUUAAAUGGUAAUUAUAUUAAAGUACUUCAAAUUAAUUCUUGAAAUAACCCAUGCACUUGGAUGUUCAACUUAGAAGUCAUUUUUUGUGUCAUGUUUUCAUUUUAGAAAUCAGUAUUUUAAAAAAAAUAUAUAAAAAUAACACACUGUAAUGACAAACAAUACACUGUGAACAUUCAGAAGUUUGCUUGCGUGAGAAAAAUGUUGGACGUUUCCUUUAAACCACAUUGAAGUUUUCACACUUUUUAACUUGUGCAAUAUUGUGUACAAUAGUAUGUUUACUGUGGUUUUUACAUUUUUGUAAAAUUAAGGAUUUCAACUAAUUUUGACAGUGAUAAUAAAUGGAACAAAUAUGAA